AUGGCCGGGAAUUGCUCGUGGGAGAUCCAUGCCCAGAACAAGAAUAAGGUGUGCUCAGGGGUAAGCGAAUCCCCAGAACUCUAUGGUCGCGGCUUCUUGACGAUGGACCAGAUUGAUCCUCUCCCACCACCUGCUAUCAUGAGUUACAUUUUUCUGCUCAUCUGCCUGUGUGGCCUGGUGGGGAAUGGAGUCGUCCUCUGGUUUUUCAGCUUCUCCAUUAAGAGGAACCCCUUCUCCAUUUACUUCCUGCACUUGGCCGUGGCCGACAUUGGCUACCUUUUCUGCAAGGCGGUGCUCUCCGUCCUGCAGGCUGGUGCCUUUCCAGGCUCCUUUCCCACCUACGUCCACUUCGUGUCGAGGAUCCUAAGCCUGGCGGCCUUCCUCACCAGCGUGAGCCUCCUGCCGGCUGUGAGCGUAGAGCGUUGCCUCUCUGUCCUCUUCCCCACCUGGUACUGCUACCGGCGACCCAAGCACACAUCCGCCCUGGUGUGUGCCCUGCUCUGGGCUCUGGCCUUCCUGCUCACUACGGUCCACACCUACUUCUGUGUCUACGUCGCCCCCCAGCCCUCCUGGGGAGACUGCACCCGCAUGGACAUCACCCUGGGCAUUCUGCUCUUCUUCAUCCUGGCGCCCUUGAUGGUCCUGGCUUGCCUGGUCUUCGUGGUGAAGGUGGAGUGCAGGGCGCCGCGCCGCCAUCAGUCCUCCAAGCUCAACAACGUCAUCCUGUCCAUCGUGUCCGUUUUCCUCGUCUCUUCCAUCUACCUGAGCAUCGACUGGUUCUUCUUUUGGAUCUUCCAGAUUCCGGCGCCCUUCCCCGAAUACGUCACAGACCUGUUCAUCUGCGUGAACUGCAGCGCCAAGCCUGUCGUCUACUUCCUGGUGGGGAGAGACGAGAAGCAGAGAUUCUGGGAGCCCCUCCGGGUGGUUUUCCAGAGAGCCCUCCGAGAUGGAGCAGAGCUCAAGGAGAGCGGGGACACCCCCAACACGGUCGCCAUGGAGAUGCAGCCCGCUGGACCCACCUCCUGA
Messenger RNA from Gracilinanus agilis (Agile Gracile Mouse Opossum), 1026 nucleotides. It is a transcript of the gene MRGPRF, whose product is annotated as MAS related GPR family member F. Gene Ontology annotation, molecular function: G protein-coupled receptor activity. Gene Ontology annotation, cellular component: membrane. The record is from RefSeq and is a predicted model, not a curated record. The coding region runs from base 1 to 1026 and encodes 341 amino acids. The transcript has 2 exons. Gene Ontology annotation, biological process: G protein-coupled receptor signaling pathway. Lineage: Eukaryota; Metazoa; Chordata; Mammalia; Didelphimorphia; Didelphidae.